AAAAAAAAAUUAAAUAAAUAAUUAAAAUAUAACAAAUUAUUUUGGACUUGGGUCUCCCUCAUUCCAAGCCCACAAGUCCACGAAAAUCAGCUAUAAAUAUAAGAGUUUCAGUAGGGUUUCAGACACUUGGAAAUUCCCUGAGAAAUAGACUUGGAGUUCACGUGGAGUUUCAAACCUAGGAACUACUCUGCAGCAACCUUCGGGCAGCCCUGAGAAGUUCAUUCCGCCUCACGCAAACCCUAAACGUUACUUCGCCAAUCCGGCCUUGCCUUCCAAUUUUAACAGGUCUCUCAUCAGGUAUGCCUCUGUUCCUAUUACUCUAUGCCUCGGGUUGAAUACUGAAUAUAUGAGGUAACCUCAGGCUUGGCCCUCAGGGUUAUAUUUGUGUAUGAAUAUGUGAUUUAUGCCUUGACUGUUUAACAGUUUCGUUUAUGAGGUGAAUGCCAUAGGAUCUGGAAUCUUUAACAUCGUGCAGGUACCAAUGGGAAAUCCAAAUCCCGCAGGUGCUCGCUAGCCGCUUCGCUAGGCGAGCACGCAGCGAAGCUUCGCUAGGCUUUCGCUAGGCGAAGCAGUCGCGAAUGUGACAGUAUCUGCUUUAUUCCGUUUUGUUCUAACCUGUUCUUUGUGUUGCCAUGGCCUUGUUAUCUUUUGAUUUCAAUCCUGUUUGCCUAACCCCUUUUGUUGAGUUUUUGUGAGGGCUCACAUAUUCUCGCAGGGAUACCCUCCGGAGGUUUAUUCCGAUUUCCCGUACUGAUUGGUUUUCUUUGAUGGCAUCAGCUUGGGAGAAUCUCAGGGUUGCUUAUCCUUUAAUUGCUGUAACUUCGGAUCUUGAUCCGUGUGCAGGAUAGCUGACUCAGGCAUUCACCGAUACGGUACCCGGAGGAAUCAACAGAGAGCAAUGGAAGGUGUACAAGCAGAGCUCGCUGAGAUGAGGGCCCGCAUGACCCAAUUCAUGGAUGUGGUUCAAGGGGUGGCUCAGGGACAACAAGAGCUCAGGCAGAUAAUACAGGGGAAUCCCCCUGCUCAACCAGAGACAGUGACUGAUCCUCCGGCUGGAGAGGUUAACGGACCCAGUGGACCAGGGCCUAUCCCGAUCCCGCACGCCAACCCCGGUCAACAGCCCGUUCAUGAUGAUCAGGACGAUCAGUUUCCCCCACUUCAGGAAGACUUUGGCAUGGGUCAUGGCGUAGACCCCAUGUUCAGGAGAUUGGAAGAGAGGUUGAAGGCAGUGGAAGGACAGAAUCCUUUGGGAGUAGACGUUGCUGACUUAGGGCUGGUCCCAGGUGUGAGAGUGCCACCGAAAUUCAAAGUCCCGGUCUUUGACAAGUACAAGGGCAACUCUUGCCCCAAGACUCACGUGCAAGCCUAUUUCCGUAAAAUGGUUGCAUACUCUGAUGACGAGAAACUACUUAUGUACUUCUUCCAGGACAGCCUAGCUGGGGCAUCCUUGGAAUGGUAUAUGAGACUGGACAGAGCCCACAUCCGUUGCUGGAGGGAUUUGGCGGAGGCCUUCGUGAAGCAGUAUCAGUAUAAUGCAGACAUGGCUCCGGACAGAACUCAACUUCAGAAUCUGUCUCUUAAAAGCAAUGAGUGCUUCAGGGAAUACGCUCAACGCUGGAGGGAGACAGCUUCCCGUGUUCAGCCCCCUAUGCUGGAGAAAGAAAUGGCCAACAUGUUCAUGAAUACGUUGCCUGGACCUUAUCUGGAGCGCCUGGUGGGGUGCAAUGCUUCCAACUUUGCUGAUGUGGUCUCUACCGGAGAGAGGGUGGAGAAUUACCUGAAGACCUGCAAGAUCCAAAGUGGAGGAGGAUCUUCGUCAGGGGUAAAAAAGUCGUUCGUUGGAGGACAUAAGCAAAGAGAGGGGGGAGUGAAUUCUUUGGCUUCCUAUCAGAACAGAGGUGCUAGAAGGAAUAAUUUUCAGAAUUAUCAUCAACAACCGUAUGUUGCGACGGUGACCAUUCCAGCUGCAGCGCCACUACAACAACAACCACCGCAGCGUCAACCAGCUCAGUAUCAACAGCAGCAACAACCGGGUAACAGACCCGCUUAUCAACAGAGACAAAGGAUGAUGGACCGGCGUUUCGACACUAUUCCAAUGUCGUACGCCCAGUUGCUUUCUAGUCUUCAACAACUACAGCUUGUGCAACUGCGCACUCUGGCUCCUCCUGUUGGUAGACUUCCGGUGGGUUACGACGCCAACGCUAGGUGUAGCUUCCACUCUGGGGCACCUGGCCACAAUAUUGAGAACUGCAAAGCUUUUAAGCACGUAGUUCAGGACCUCAUAGAUUCAAAGGCCAUCGACCUUGCACCGGCUCCGAAUGUCGUUAACAAUCCCAUGCCCCAGCAUGGUGGUGCGAAUGUUAACAUGGUAGAGGGAAGAGCCAAGUUCAUUAAGGAUGUGUUGAAGUUGAAGACUCCGGUGUCGGAUAUCAAAGGAUGCUUGCUGAAGGCCGAUGUUUUCCCCGGUUGUGGGAAAGUUUGUUUGGAUUGUGCUGCACAGGAGAAGGGUUGUUUGAAACUACAGCAAGGUAUCCAGGCCUUGCUCGACAAGGGUAUCCUCCAGGUUGAAGAUUUGUCUGUCCGAGAGUUUAUGGAAGGGGUUGAGGAAGAAGGGUUUGAAGGUGCUACUGAAGAGUUCCUAGAUGUUGUUCCUGCUGAUUCUGCAGUCCAUGAUGAUGUAUUUACUCUUUCCAAUACGGUUGACUCUUUGUAUUUGAACUUGAUUCCGAUGUUUCGGAUGUUCAUGCUCCAACAAAUGAGGUUUCUGAGUACGACUGUGACAUUGCAACUAUAACUAUUUUCUAUCCAACUAAUCAGAUCAGUGUGCCAGAAGCG
Molecule: messenger RNA, 2835 nt
Organism: Lathyrus oleraceus (garden pea)
Lineage: Eukaryota; Viridiplantae; Streptophyta; Magnoliopsida; Fabales; Fabaceae
Exons: 2
Coding region: 899-2794 (631 amino acids)
Source: RefSeq, a predicted model, not a curated record